Molecule: messenger RNA, 1635 nt
Organism: Arabidopsis arenosa
Lineage: Eukaryota; Viridiplantae; Streptophyta; Magnoliopsida; Brassicales; Brassicaceae
Source: the annotation of a GenBank genome assembly
GAAAGCUUCUCUCUUCUUCUCUGUCUCUCUUUCUUUUUCUGUCAUUUUGUUUUUGGUAAUUAUGCUGAAAACAACGAUUUCUCCAAUUUUCUCAUCGUUUACGUGUAAACCCAAGACUUCGAGGUUGAUUUUUCAAGCUUUUAGUAAGGUUGUUCUUCAAGAUACUCCACCAAGUGCUCGACGAAAUGCGUCAACCAAUCUGACUACGUUACAUCAAGGUCCACCAACCUCGGCUUACGUUCAUCUUCCGUUUUGUCGCAAACGCUGCCAUUAUUGCGACUUCCCAAUCUUAGCUCUAGGCACGUCUUCUUCUUCUUUAACCAGUCCGUCUAAUGUCUACGAGGAAGGAAAAGAAGAUGACCCGAGAAUCACAAACUAUGUGAAUCUGCUUGUUAGAGAGAUAAAGGCGACAAGAAUGGAUUUUGAUACGAACCCGAAUCUAGAGACGGUGUUUUUCGGGGGUGGGACGCCUUCUCUUGUUCCUCCAAAGCUUGUUUCUUUGAUCCUGGAAACAUUGAGUUUGAAUUUCGGGUUGAGUCCAGAUGCUGAGAUAUCAAUGGAGAUGGAUCCAGGCACGUUUGAUGGUCAGAAACUGAAGGAGUUGAUGAAAUUGGGAGUGAACAGAGUGUCUUUAGGAGUUCAAGCAUUUCAAGAUGAGCUUUUGAAAGCUUGUGGAAGAGCUCAUGGUGUCUCUCAAGUGUAUGAAGCAAUAGAGUUUGUUAAAGAAUGUGGAGUUGAGAAUUGGAGUAUGGAUCUUAUAUCUUCACUGCCUCACCAGACAUUGGAGAUGUGGGAAGAGAGUUUGAGAUUAGCUAUCGAAUCACAGCCCAAUCAUGUUUCUGUAUAUGAUCUGCAAGUCGAACAAGGCACAAAGUUUGGAAACUUGUACACUCCAGGACAAUCCCCUCUUCCUUCAGAAACACAAUCUGCAGAGUUUUAUAAAACAGCAUCAUCAAUGCUCCGUGGAGCGGGUUAUGAGCAUUAUGAAGUCAGCAGUUACUCGAAAGAUGGGUUCAAGUGCAAACACAACUUGAUAUACUGGAAGAACAAGCCAUUCUAUGCUUUCGGUUUAGGUUCGGCGAGUUAUGUUGGAGGGUUGAGGUUUUCAAGGCCAAGGAGGCUAAAGGAAUACACAAACUACGUCGCUGACUUGGAGAAUGGCGCAGCAAACUGGUGUGGAAAUGGUGAUGUUGAUCUCAAGGAUGUCGCGACAGACAUCGUAAUGCUAUCUUUCAGAACAUCAAAAGGGCUUGAACUUAAGGAGUUUGGAGAAGCUUUUGGCAGCGAGGUAGUGAAAUCGAUCUGUAAAGUAUAUGAGCCUUAUGUGGAGAGUGGGCACAUUGUUUGUUUGGAUGAUAUGAGAAGCGAAGUGAUGAGUGAUGAAUUCAAAACCUUAGUUGCAAAUGAUGAAGUGAAGAUUGAGGAUCAUGUGAGGUACCUUAAACUGAAAGAUCCAGAUGGUUUCCUCCUUUCUAAUGAGUUGAUAUCUCUAGCGUUUGGCGUGGUAGCUCCUUAAACCUUAAAGCUACUAACAAACAAAGGUUGUUUUUAUACAUCCAUACUGUUAUAGAUUGUGUUUCAAACUGGAUGUUAUCAUUGAUGUGUAUGAAGAUUCGAUAAAAUUACAGAGAAAAA